This is a messenger RNA of Mycena indigotica, 207 nucleotides long. Its product is annotated as Ribosomal protein S28e. Gene Ontology annotation, biological process: maturation of SSU-rRNA; ribosomal small subunit assembly; translation. Gene Ontology annotation, molecular function: structural constituent of ribosome. Gene Ontology annotation, cellular component: ribosome; cytosolic small ribosomal subunit. The record is from RefSeq and is a predicted model, not a curated record. Lineage: Eukaryota; Fungi; Basidiomycota; Agaricomycetes; Agaricales; Mycenaceae. The transcript is spliced from 4 exons. Bases 1 to 207 code for a protein of 68 amino acids.
AUGGACUCUUCAAAGGCUCCCGUUAAGCUUGCAACUGUUACCAAAGUCCUCGGUCGCACGGGCUCUCGAGGAGGCGUCACUCAAGUCCGCGUAGAAUUUAUGGACGACACAUCUCGUAGUAUCAUCCGGAACGUGAAAGGCCCCGUCCGCGAAAAAGACAUAUUAGCACUGCUCGAAAGUGAGCGUGAGGCAAGGCGGUUGCGCUGA